This is a messenger RNA of Ciona intestinalis (vase tunicate), 3283 nucleotides long. The record is from RefSeq and is a predicted model, not a curated record. NCBI's taxonomy places the organism in Eukaryota, Metazoa, Chordata, Ascidiacea, Phlebobranchia, Cionidae.
AUCUGCAAUGGGUUCACAAUUCGUCGUUCUUGUGUUAUUUGUUUAAAAAAUCCUAAAACGUUUGUCAAUUUUAGUUGAAAAAGUGAACCUUUUGGUCAAAUAUGGAAAUAUUGGCCAGUGUGAAGUCUUUACUGCUUGCUGUGGCACAAUAUAGGAGUUGUAGAUCAGAGAGCACGCUUUCACAACUUCUAAGACAUAUUGAGGUUUUGCUUGCAAGUUUGAAAACGAAUGAAGUUGAUCAAAUUUUCAACUCUUAUAACACAUUGGGUGCGGAGUGUCUGUCGUCCAUAGUCGAGCUGUUAUCCGCAAACGACAACGAUUCACAUCUGGUUAACAAGAUAUUUCAACUGUUUAACUUAAUAGCCAAUGUACCACUUUCAUGCAAUUACUUAUACAGCACAUUUAAUCUGACUGCAGCUUUAUCUGCUUACAUUGUUAAGCAUGCAGAGUCUUCCGCAGAUUCACAUAACAUUCUACAGUGCUUAAGGUUACUUGAAAGAACAACUUACGGAAAUUGUGUUCCAUCUUCAACUGCUCAUCUUGAAAAACUUCUCUCUUUUCUCCUGCAACAAAUAGACAACUUGACAGGCGAAUAUGCCAGUGUUUGUCUUGGAGUAUUAAGUAACUUAGUAGCAAAAAAUGUUACUCUGCAAGCCCAAGUUAAAGGAAUGAUGGGCACACAUCGUAUACGAACACUUAUGAAGUAUUUGCGUCAAGAUUCAAUAAUUAACAAAGUCAGUGUUCUAUCCAUUGUGACUUGUGUCUGCUGGGAGGAUGACCUUGCGAAAAAGCUGUACUCCAUUAAAAACGUUCCCCAAACACUGAUGUUGCUUUUCUCUCGCUUACCCAACUCAGAUGAUCUUCUUACACAACACAGAGCAGCUGACUUAUGUGUUGAACUGCUUAAACAUGAGGAAAUGGUUCAACCCUUUACAAUAUAUGAAAGCGAACAGAAUUGUGCGGCUCGUCUUCUACUUUCAUCAGUAAACUCCCCUCCCCAAAUGGCAGCCAAGAUUUUGGAAGUUCUUCUGUCAUUCUGUCAAAUCAGGGGUGUUCGUCACUUUAUGCAUGAACGAAUCGUCAAGUGCAAUGAACCGUGGAAAGCCCUGCUCAGUCAUGCUUCAGCGCACGUGUCGAGAGCCAAUCACAAGGCUUCGUUACUCGCUCUUGACUUAAUACUUGAACUUUGUGAGGAGGCAGUGUCUUGUCCAUUUGACGAAGAGGACGAGACAUGGAUGGCUGAUCUCGUACCACUUAUUUACCAGCAGAUGGCACCAACCGUCAAGGACGAGGACCAAUCAGUCUCGGAGAUAUUGCUUUCAGCAGCCACCACAAAAACCAUGAAAUCUCUGCAAAUUUUAAGUUGUCUUUGUACUGAAGAAGAAUUACGUAAUCUUGUCGCUUCUGAUUUUCGUGAGGUUGUUUUAACCCAAGUAAUUGAACACCAGCUUACACACAACCUUACUGGGAUGUCUGGAGCUUUUCUACCUGAAUGGAGUAAUGUUGGUAUUGAUGUUGUUCUGUUUGGUCUUGAACUGGUUCUUAAACUAAAAGCAGUGUUGCCAGGCUUGGAAAAGCUUCUCUAUGAAACAUUACAGGACAACAGAAUAGUCCCAUUUUUAGCAUCAGCAAUUACAAGUAGCAAACGAAACAGAGUUCAAACAGCUUUACAUUUACACCAAGAAGCUUUACCGCUACCAGAUUUUCCUGCUGUGCUUUUAGCGGAAAAAAUCACAACUAUAAACAAACAGAACUCACUAAUGGGUGACAAUGAAGUUUCUACCACUGUACCCCAUACUCACCGCCGAGUAGUAAAAACAUCAACUUCUAUGAGAUCUGUAAAAGCAAUGGAAACUAUUCCAGCAUACACGGAUGACAAGGAAAAUAUCCUGAGUUUGAUUCAGAAAAUACAAAGCAAUGAUGAGUCAAAAUUUGAAACAACUGGAAAGACUUCCGAAAUAAUGGACAUAUAUGAGCAUAAGAUAUCCUCACUUGUGACAAAGGAGAAUCACCUUGAAGAUUUAUUGGAAGCAAAGACCCUUGCACUUGCACAAGCAGAUCGCUUGAUUGCGCAAUAUAAAUUCCAACGUGGGAGGUGUGAAGAAGAUGCUAGGAGGAUGGCUGAGCUACUUAAAGAGUCCGAGGCUCGCUGUGAAGAGAUCGCAAGGCACAUGAGAGAAACUGAGAACGAGCAAACAGCUGUUGAACGAGAGCUUGAAGCAGUGGUGGAAGAUAAUAAGAAUCUACAAAACAUUGCUGAUCAGUACGAGCAGAUGCAAUCAGCUUUCCAAGACAAAUCGCAUAAAGUUGAAGUCCUGGAAAGAAACCUAAAAACUUCUAGACAAGAAUACGACACACUGAAAGAACUGCAUGAUAUGAUGCAAAAACAUAGCGAGAAAGUGAAACAACAACAUAACUCAGCAACUGUUCGUCUUGAAGAAUUAGAAGAGGAAAGAUUACAACUGAUGAAGAGAAUAUCAGAGCUGGAGUCCUCCGUUUCGGACCUCACACAACUUGUAGAAGAACAAGACCGAGAAGUUCAUCAGUUGAGGCAGGAGAAGACGCAAUGUGAGGUUUUAAUCAAGAAGAUGAAGUUGACAAUUGUGAAGAAAGACGAUGAUAUAAAGGAUCUUAAAAUAAAGGUGUCUUCACAAGAACACAGCAAACAACAAGUUGAACACAUUGUGAAAGAGAGAAACACAGAAAUCAAAAAACUCAAUUCCAAACUCGACUCAAUGCAUAAAAAGGUGGCAACACUGGACGCGGAACGAGCAGACGGGGCGAAGGCGCUCACAGAAAAGGACGAAGCGAUUGAAAGUUUGCGACAGAAACUCGACAAGCAAGCUCAGACAUUACUCAUGAUAACUGAACUGUCCAACAAUAUUAGGGGCAGCCAAGCGUGAAUCACGUGAUUCACGCAUCCUCGUUUUGGUAAUAACAUAUUUGCGUCCGUUUUCAAAAUAUUUCGCACUUUCAAUUUGAAAGUCAUCCCGCUAGUGCCACAUAUUAUUCCUGUGAUAUAUUAUAACUUUAUACUCCUUUAAAUUCGUUCAAACUGGUAGUUUUUUCUGCAGUAGCAUCGUACGCGACUGGCUAAGCGUGUAUUAUUUUAACCUUGUCCUAACACGCAACCGAGUAACUAUAUCGCGUAUACAGCGAUUUACAUCAAGUGCCAUAACUUUAAAACACGUAGAUUUCAAUAUCUCUUGGCCCGUACGUUCAUUUAUUCAUUUCGCAUUUUAUAACGCUGUCUUUCCAACCAAAUAAACGCAACGUUACUUAA